Molecule: messenger RNA, 1380 nt
Organism: Laetiporus sulphureus 93-53
Lineage: Eukaryota; Fungi; Basidiomycota; Agaricomycetes; Polyporales; Laetiporaceae
Exons: 3
Coding region: 106-1314 (402 amino acids)
Molecular function (GO): protein binding
Source: RefSeq, a predicted model, not a curated record
UCACUCGAUUAUCGAAGUUUCACAACAAGUGGCGCUGAAAUUGGCACCUCCAAGCUGUCAGAGACAUACCAAUCCACAAAAUACAUCGACAGCGCGUGAGAGACGAUGGCGAAACUACCGACGGGUGGCAUCACCAGGCUGCCACAGGAGCUCUGGGAUUUUGUCAUUGAUUAUCUUCACAAUCAACGGCGCACGCUUGCCGCUUGCAGCGAGACAUGUCGUGCCUGGGUCCUCCGAGCUCGCCUUCACCAUUUCCAUGCUGUAUGCUUGACAGCCGAUCAUUUCGAUGCCUUCCUGUCGCUCCUGGAGUCGGAUCUCAACACAAUUGAGUUUGUCAUCCGUGAUUUGACCAUUUCGACCACCCUGGUGCUGGAUGUACUCGUGGAGAUCUUCCGUCGCUUGCCGUCAAUAGAUACCUUGCGAAUCAAGACGUUGUUGCUCCAACCUGGCGUAGCACGGAUUUUCUACUCCGUCGCGCACUCACUGAAGCAGCUAGAGCUUGCGACCAUCGUCGGCGAAGUCAGAGAUUUGUUUGAUAUUCUCUGCUGCUUCGAAGCGCUCGAAACACUCUCAUUUUUCGAAAAUUCCACGCGGCUCGUACACGGGUCAUUUCCUGACAGAUUGCCGGCCUGGCAAUCUUCAUUACGCGAUCUGCAUAUCGAGUUCACUUCACAUUCCGGCAACGCCCAAGUUUUCAUCAAAUGGCUGGUUUCCCUGAAAGUCAUCAACAGAAUCCGAUCACUGUCGAUCCACUGCCCUGUGGAAUUUGGAAAGGGACACACACUUGCGCUGGAGAUGCUGCUUCAGUUCCUCGGUCCGUCAGUUGAACAGUUGCAUCUCGAGCUCCACUCCAGUCUUGUUAAGGCCUUGGAACACAUGGUGUUCAAUCUGGUUUAUUGCAAGAAUUUGCACGAGAUUACGAUCGACGCUGGCAACGCUGCCCGCCAUGUGUGCCGCCCGGAUUGGCUCCCUCUUUUCCUGUCACGACUUCAGACCACCAGCAUCCGACGCAUCCAUCUCAUCUUCGGUCCCGAUUCGACUGACCUUGUCAGGGAGUCUUGGCUCUUCUGGACUGCCACGAAGACGUUGCCAUUUCCACAGCGGCAGUUCCCUUCCCUCGAGAGCGUCACCUGUGAGGUACGGCUAGAUGGUCUGACCGUCCGGGCGGACGGCAUGCCUCUUGGGCGAGAAUAUAUCGAGGGCGAAUUGAGACGUCGAUUAGCGCAUCUCGAUGCCAUCAAUGUUCUCUCGAUAAAUGUGAAACCCAGGCGGGACGCUGAGCAUCCGUUCCGAGUACCCUCCGCAUGGUACUGAUGAUUUGGCAGGGGAUUUCGACUUGGGCGGGGUCACGAAUAGUACUAUAUCCUGCCGCUUUGUAUA